This is a messenger RNA of Neofelis nebulosa (Clouded leopard), 2574 nucleotides long. RefSeq names its product follistatin (gene FST). Gene Ontology annotation, biological process: cell differentiation; multicellular organism development; regulation of BMP signaling pathway. Bases 429 to 1460 code for a protein of 343 amino acids. Gene Ontology annotation, molecular function: activin binding; protein binding. Lineage: Eukaryota; Metazoa; Chordata; Mammalia; Carnivora; Felidae. The transcript is spliced from 6 exons. The record is from RefSeq and is a predicted model, not a curated record.
CCUCCUACGCAAAUAAGAACUCGGCGAUUCCCCUCCUGCCGCUUUGAUUUCGGGCACCUCCAACAGAUAAUUGGGAAGGGUUUCCAGAAGGUGGGAAAUGUCACCUGAUUCACACUGAACUUUUAAAAGCUCCCCACCCCCAAGGAGCCGCGCACACCCUUGCUCGCGGCCGCCCUCCCACUGCCCCACACACUGGGAGACCGCCCACCGCAAACCGCGGAGACCCCCGUCUAGAUUUAAAGCGCGGCUGCGCCCGGCUUCUGACGUCCAUUGAAUCGCGCGGGCGGCCGGCGGCGAGCGCGGGGCUGCGCCGGGAUCGCUGCGCCCUCCGCCGCUCGCCUUUGCGACGCGCGCCGCUCUCCCGAGCCACCCGCCGCCGCGCCCGCUCCCCGCGCCGCCGCACUCCUCGCCCCGCGUCUGCCCCCACGAUGGUCGGUCCCAGGCACCAGCCCGGCGGGCUGUGCCUCCUGCUGCUGCUGCUCUGCCAGUUCAUGGAGGACCGCAGCGCCCAGGCUGGGAAUUGCUGGCUCCGCCAAGCGAAGAACGGCCGCUGCCAGGUCCUGUACAAGACCGAACUGAGCAAGGAGGAGUGCUGCAGCACCGGCCGCCUGAGCACCUCGUGGACCGAGGAGGAUGUAAAUGACAACACGCUCUUCAAGUGGAUGAUUUUCAACGGGGGCGCCCCCAACUGCAUCCCCUGUAAAGAGACAUGUGAGAACGUGGACUGUGGACCCGGGAAAAAGUGCCGAAUGAACAAGAAGAACAAACCCCGCUGCGUCUGUGCCCCAGACUGUUCCAACAUCACCUGGAAAGGGCCAGUCUGUGGGCUGGAUGGGAAAACCUACCGCAAUGAAUGUGCACUCCUCAAGGCCAGAUGUAAAGAGCAGCCGGAACUGGAAGUCCAGUACCAGGGCAAAUGUAAAAAGACAUGUCGGGAUGUUUUCUGUCCAGGCAGCUCCACAUGUGUGGUGGACCAGACUAACAAUGCUUACUGUGUGACAUGUAACCGGAUUUGCCCAGAGCCCACCACCUCUGAACAGUAUCUCUGUGGGAAUGAUGGAGUGACCUACUCCAGUGCCUGUCACCUGAGGAAGGCUACCUGCCUACUGGGCAGAUCGAUUGGAUUAGCCUAUGAGGGAAAGUGUAUCACAAAGUCCUGUGAAGAUAUCCAGUGCACUGGUGGAAAAAAGUGUUUAUGGGAUUUCAAGGUUGGCAGAGGCCGGUGUUCCCUCUGCGAUGAGCUGUGCCCCGAGAGUAAGUCCGAGGAGCCUGUCUGUGCCAGUGACAAUGCCACUUACGCCAGUGAGUGUGCCAUGAAGGAGGCUGCCUGCUCCUCAGGUGUGCUGCUGGAAGUCAAGCACUCCGGAUCUUGCAACUCCAUUUCGGAAGACACCGAGGAGGAAGAGGAAGAUGAAGACCAGGACUACAGCUUUCCUAUAUCUUCCAUUCUAGAGUGGUAAACCCUCCACCAAUGUUCAGUGUUGAUAUAGCCUUUGGGCAAAAAAAAAAAAAAAAAAAAAAAGAAAGAAAAAAGAAAAGAAAAGAAAAAAUAUAUUGUCCAUACUGUAAAUAAGUGUAUGCUUAUUUAUUUGGGGGGAAAACUAUACAUAAAGGACGUUUGUCCUAGAGCUCUCUCCCAGGCCACCUUGUUACUCAUUGGACACGGAGAGGCAGUCAUUGUGAGGUCUACUGGAUGAGGCCCAUAGUUGAGACUUGUAGACAUUUAUUUAUACUGUGUCAUGUUUUAUAAUUUAUACAUAAAAUGUCUGGUUGACUGUACACCUUGUUUUUGAAGAAAUUUAUUCGUGAAAGGAAGAGCAGUUGUUAUUUAUUGUGAGGUCUCUUGCUUGUAAAGUAAAAGCUUUUUUUUUUUCCUUGUAAACCAUUUAAGUCCAUUCCUUACUAUUCACUCACUCAUCUGUCUCCCUUCAUCUCACUGUUGUUAGACUCUUUUCCACUUUAACAAACUUGCAUGUCAGUUUCUGUCAUGUUUUUUUAUUUAUUGGAUUCUCUGCUGCCUGUUCUGUACAUACAUGAUCCCUCGGGUUUUGUUUACAAGGAAUCUUGACUGACCAAAAGGCAUUAUAACUGACUCAAAUAGAAGGUACAGAGGAUCAUCUUUGAGGAAACUCCUAGUUCAGUUCUCUUGUCAUGAUUUGGGAGAGAAGGGGUGAUAGAAAUGUUAGAAUUCUAAUAAUGUACUUUUAAGAUGUUACAAAUCCAAAGAAAUUGAAAUGGGUAUCCGGAGACUGAAGGAAGGGAAUGCUAUACAUUCAACCUUUUGUUAGGUGUUUCCUGUAAGCUACUCUGCUGUACCUUUUAAAUUAGUUCCUUUUCAAACAACGUGUCGCUAAAAGUUAUAUCAAAGCUUUAUCAGUUCAAGUUUCUUGCUUUUCAUAAUACUUUUUUCUGAUGCAAUUUUAUAUUUUCAAACAUGGCAAGUUAAAUAUAAAUUCAUUUAAAUAUAUAGUUUUGUACUUUUCUACCAUGUAAAUGUGCAAUGUAUAUAAAAGUUAUAAUGUGUAUUUGUAAAUAAAUGAUGAGUGAAAAAAUAAAAAAAUUUUAAAAAGCCAA